CUUUCUGUCUAAAUUCUAAUCCCCACCAACCAUAUCCACACCUUUUGCUUAAACCCCUUCUUUCCUUCUUUGCUAAAACCCUGUCUUGAUAAAUCUUUCUUAAACCCUUUUCACAAACCCAAGAAUCUGAGUGAAAAAAUGAGUGCUUUAUCAAGAAUCUCAUCUGGGCUAGUUCAAGAAACCAAGAAAGCCAAAACCCAGGAAGAGGAAACCAAGAACCGCCUCUGUGAUUUCUGUGGAGAAGAUUCAAAGGCUGUGUUGUAUUGCAGAGCUGAUGCAGCUAAGUUGUGUCUGAGAUGUGACUUUCAGGUUCAUUCAACUAAUCAGCUUUUCACAAAGCACAGUCGUUAUUUGCUUUGUGACUCAUGUGAUGCCUCCCCUUGUUCAAUCUUCUGUUCGAAUCAUGGGCUGGUUCUUUGUCAGAACUGUGAUUGGGAGAGUCAUGGUUCAGGGUCUGUGCUUCAUGAUAGGAGGCCUCUUGAUGGGUUUAGUGGGUGCCCUUCUGUGACUGAGUUGUUGGCUACUUUUGGGAUUGAGGAUUUGGGGCAAAGGAAGAAGAAGAGUUGUGGGUUUGAUGAUUACCUGAUUUGGGACACUCCUUGUAUAGUUGGUCUAGAUGAUUUGAUUGUUUCUGAUGGCUCUGACCAUAACUUUGUGGCUACCGGUGUUCCUCCUUUGCCUAAGAACCGAAAUGCUGUUUGCGGACAACACAAGGAAGAGAUAAUUUCUCAGCUCCGUCAAAUGGUAAAGUUGGAACCUAACUUUGGUGAUGAUCAGUUUGAUAUUGAGCUGUUUUCUGGUUUUCAGUCUUCAGCAUUUAAAGAUAACUGCCAGCAGAAGGAUGCCUGUUUCGACUUUGAACACAACAUGGAGGCAACCUACCUCCCUUCCAAUGCUGCAGGAGCAUUAAAAUAUUGCUCUGUUAGUAGCGGUGAGGGUGAAGAUCUUCCUUCUAUUCCAUUGCAAAACUUCUUUAGCACAGACUGUAAGGUUCCUGAUGGAAAACCAGAAAGUGUUCAAAGUUUGAAUCAAGGAAAUAGUGGACAUGGAACACAAGUUGAUGCUUCUGUCAAUGUUAGUGUUCCACAAAUCUUUCCUAAAGUUGCUCCACGUGAAUUUUCUAGCCAAGAACGAGACAAUGCUCUUACACGGUACAAGGAGAAGAAGAAAUGUAGGAGGUAUGAGAAAAAAAUCAGGUAUGAAUCACGCAAGAUUCGUGCAGAAAGCAGAGAAAGAAUUAGGGGGCGAUUUGCUAAAAAGGAUCACUGAUAGAAGUUGUCCGCAAGUAGUGAAGUAUGUUGGAACUUUGAGGUAAGAUUUGACCUUCAACCUUGUAGUGUAGCCGCAUAGGUUUCAGUUCUUAAGUCAUAAUAACUUGAGAAUGUAAUAUAAUGGAGUAAUCUCAAGCGUAUGUUGUUUUCCUGUUUUCAAAUAAAGAACUUAUUGGUAAGAUCAAAGCUACAUUUGUGUAAUGUAUAUUAUAUGCUGUGAUGAGUAAUGUUUUUAUUUAACAGUAACA
Daucus carota subsp. sativus is the source of this 1519-nucleotide messenger RNA. Its product is annotated as zinc finger protein CONSTANS-LIKE 13. The record is from RefSeq and is a predicted model, not a curated record. Gene Ontology annotation, molecular function: zinc ion binding; protein binding. The transcript has 4 exons. NCBI's taxonomy places the organism in Eukaryota, Viridiplantae, Streptophyta, Magnoliopsida, Apiales, Apiaceae. The coding region runs from base 139 to 1269 and encodes 376 amino acids.